Molecule: messenger RNA, 1041 nt
Organism: Salvia splendens (bonfire salvia)
Lineage: Eukaryota; Viridiplantae; Streptophyta; Magnoliopsida; Lamiales; Lamiaceae
Product: myb-related protein 308
Exons: 3
Coding region: 140-694 (184 amino acids)
Source: RefSeq, a predicted model, not a curated record
CACUCACUCAUUCACCUCAUUUAUAUUCCCCCUCUUCCCCCUCACACAAUCACUCCCUGUUGCUCUCUCUCUCUCUCUCUCUCUUUUUCUCUGUGUGUGUGGGGGAAAAUUACAAACUCACACACAUAUAUAGAUAGACAUGGGUCGAUCCCCUUGCUGUGAGAAGGAGCACAACAACAAAGGGGCUUGGACCAAGGAAGAAGACGAGCGUCUCAUCAAGCACAUCAAACAGCACGGUGAAGGCUGCUGGAGAUCACUUCCUAAAGCUGCUGGUUUGUUGAGAUGUGGCAAAAGCUGCAGGCUUCGAUGGAUAAACUACCUGAGGCCUGAUCUCAAGAGAGGAAAUUUCACCGAGGAAGAAGACGAACUCAUCAUCAACCUUCACAGCUUGCUCGGCAACAAAUGGUCUCUUAUUGCUGCUCGGUUGCCGGGGAGAACGGAUAACGAGAUCAAGAACUACUGGAACACUCACGUGAAGCGAAAACUCAUCAGCCGCGGCAUCGACCCACAGACACACAGAUGCCUCAAUCCGAGCAACAAAAGCCCUAGAAAUGUGUCCAUGCAGACAGACGAUAUAGCGAUGAGAAACGACAUCGGUUUUAAGGUAGAGGAAUACUCCAACUGCAGCAGCGUGGAAUUUUUGCACCCACAGAUCAAUUUGGAUCUAUCAAUCAGACCUCCUCAUCUCUACUGACGAACCCUAAUCAAUUUGGUUGUCAAUGAAUGUAACUGCGCAUCUAUAGAUGUGCAGAUAUUUUUAUGGGCCCUUCUUUUAUUAUAAGUAAUUAAUUAACUUGGUACUUCAUUUUUUUGUGAUGUUAUUUUUCUUGAAGAUGGUGGAGGUAAAUGUUACCAACAACCAACAAGAAGCCAGGGUUUUAAAUGUGGAGCUUUUUUGGCCUUGGUGUAAUCUAGUAACUGAUGAACAAUCACUUCUCUUCACUCAUUUAUUAUAAGCACCUAGGUUUUAGUAUUAAUUUUGAGUUUAUUUGGGUUGUGAAUCUCACUUUAUAUUGGAAUUUGGAUUUUUUCUACCUCAAA